Penicillium verhagenii is the source of this 1239-nucleotide messenger RNA. RefSeq names its product aspartate aminotransferase. The transcript is spliced from 5 exons. Lineage: Eukaryota; Fungi; Ascomycota; Eurotiomycetes; Eurotiales; Aspergillaceae. Bases 1 to 1239 code for a protein of 412 amino acids. Gene Ontology annotation, biological process: L-aspartate biosynthetic process. Gene Ontology annotation, cellular component: cytosol. The record is from RefSeq and is a predicted model, not a curated record. Gene Ontology annotation, molecular function: pyridoxal phosphate binding; L-aspartate:2-oxoglutarate transaminase activity.
AUGGGAUCCUCUUCAAUUUCGUCUUGUUUCUCAAAGCUUGAUGAGGUACCACUCGAUCCUCAUUACUCACUGAAAGAAGACUUUGAAAAUGAUGCCGAUCCCAUCAAGGUGAUCUUGGGAUCGGGUAUCUAUCGAGACAAGAAUGGGAAGCCAUGGGUAUUGCCUACGGUUCAAGAAGCCGAAGUUCUAGUCGACAAUCUACAGGAUCCCGCCCGUUACGACUACCUUCCCAUCCCAGGAUAUGCACCAUUUUAUACCGCAGCACGGGAUUUAUUGUUUGGGAAUCUGGAAAAGCCAAAAAAUUACAUUGUCUCUCUCCAAACUGUGGCAGGGACAGGUGCAAACUCCCUUGGCGCCCGUUUCGUAUCCGAGGUCUUGAGGCCAUCUGCAGUGUGGCUAUCAGACCCGAGUUGGAUCAAUCACGCGAAUAUUUGGACAUUGAUGGGAGUGGAGGUGAAAUAUUACCCGUACUGGGACGCCGAGAAUAAGUGCUUGAGUUUUGAGAAGAUGGUUCAAGCUCUGACACAAGAGGCCAUGCCCGGAGAUGCAAUCGUACUUCAUGGCUGUGCCCAUAACCCGACAGGGGUUGAUCCAACGAAAGACCAGUGGAAAGCAAUUGCAGAAGUUUGUGAAGGCAGAGGGUUGUUCCCUUUCUUUGACUGUGCAUACCAAGGAUUCGCUUCCGGAGACUUGGACGAGGAUGCUUGGGCAUUGAGAUACUUCGCAUCUCGCGAUAACAUGGAGCUCGCAGUAGCCCAAUCUUUUUCAAAGAAUAUGGGCCUCUAUGGAGAACGCGUUGGGGCCUUGCAUGUUCUCACGGCUUCACCAGACGCUGCAUCAAAGGUGAAAGGGCAUCUCCUCCGUCUUCAGCGAGGGCUAGUCUCUCAACCACCCCAGAGAGGGGCAAUACUGGCGUCAAAAAUUCUUCGAAAUGACACACUAUUCAAGAAAUGGUUACUGGAUCUUUGUGAGAUGAGCUCGAGGAUGAAAGACAUGAGAAAAGCACUGCACAAGGAGAUGGUUUCUUUGGGAACGCCGGGAAACUGGGACCACAUAUUGAGUCAAAUUGGAAUGUUCUCCUACACAGGCCUCAGCGCUGCACAGGUAGAAGCCAUGCAGUCUGACAGUCACGUUUACAUCUUGAAGUCGGGACGAAUCUCAAUUGCAGGCUUAAACGAUUCAAACGUCAAAUAUGUGGCCCAGGCAAUCGACCGUGCCUUGAGAAUGGAGCUCAGAUAG